CCUCUUCCUCCGCCGCCAUGUUUCUUCUUCCUCUUCAUCUCUCCACACUUCAUAGCCGAUUCUCUUUCUCUGCUUCCAUGAUCGGAGCUUUCUUUGCCUUCGUCUCCGUUGCCUUAGCAAGUUUAUCGACGUCAUUGACUCUCUGGUUUGAACUUUCAUCUCUUAGAAGGCGCCAAUCGCAUUUCAAUGGCGCUACUUUCUCCUCUUCCUCCGCCGUGUUCUUCUUCUCCUCGACGGUAACUCCACACUUCACGGCCGAUCUCUUUCUCUCCUUCCAUGAUAGGAUCUCCUUCGCCCUCGUCUUAUUCGAUCUGUACAUUUCAAUGGCGCUACUUUCUCCUCUUCCUCCGCCGUGUUCUUCUUAUCGGCGGCAACGCCACACUUCACGGCUGAUCUCUUUCUCUCCUUCCAUGAUCGGAUCUCCUUCGCCUUCGUCUUAGUCAAUCUUCGCAAGUGAUUCAACAUGUCAUUGACUUCAAAUCCUAAACCAGUCGUCGUCACCGAAUGAACGAAGGAAAAGAUGCAAAAAUGCUCAUUGACAGUUCUGGUUUGAACUCCCAUCGCUUUCCUUUUCUAUUCUUUGAUGGUAAAAUCGUGUUAUAAAAUUGUGAAGGUAUAAGUUAAUACAAUGAUAAAAUUUCAUAUA
Gossypium raimondii (Peruvian cotton) is the source of this 646-nucleotide messenger RNA. RefSeq lists its product as uncharacterized. The record is from RefSeq and is a predicted model, not a curated record. The transcript is spliced from 2 exons. Lineage: Eukaryota; Viridiplantae; Streptophyta; Magnoliopsida; Malvales; Malvaceae. Bases 18 to 440 code for a protein of 140 amino acids.